CUUUGAAACCCUUUUUCUGGGGGUCCGGGAGACUAUGGCCCCCUCUGCAGAAGGUUGAACUGGGGCACCCUGCCCCCCUGGUGGCCUCCGCAGGGUAUCCCCACCGGGCCAGCAGUCUCCGGGCAGCAGUGACAGUCUCUCUGUGGCCGAGGUGCCCAUUUGUCACUGUGCCAGUUGCUAGGAGACAGUUCCCAUCCAAACAUUCACUUCUGCUGGGACAUUCCACAGCCAACCGUGGCGCCUGCCUGUCCGUGUCUCUGUCCGGGUGCUAGGCUGCAGUCCCUGUCACAGGACUCGUGUGCCAUGGGCCUGGGCACAGUCUCCUCAGCGAAGGCACACACCAGAGGAAGCACCGACCUCAUUAACUUCUACGCCACGAGCCAUGCGUUGGCCCAUGGCCAGCUCCGUAUUCCUCCCUGCCUCAGCCACCACAUCGUCACCGGCUACGUGUCCAACAACCGCUCAGCCAUCUCUUGCCUGAUCUCCCCGCACAGCACAGCGGAGGGCCACUGCCAGGACACCACCACAUCCACCACUGCUGAGCACUUCAAGCCCUUCUGGUUCCCUGAUGGCCGGAGCCUGCUGCCCUGGCAUGUCCACCAGUCGCUCGGCGUUAAAGUCACCACGACGGAUUACCUGCCCUCCAUGUGCGGCCACCAGGGCGAAGAGAUGCUCCCGGUGCUGCCAGCAGGCUCCGAAAGAGGCAGCAGGUUCAGGCAGGAGGUGCCAGGCUCCCUGGACAGGAUGGUGAGCAGGACCCCAUCCCACCCCCCACCCGCUGUGCCCUCUCUGUCCUCACCCGCUGUCCCCACGCAGGGCUUGUCCGUGGUGGACCACACUGUCCCACGCAUCUCCCGAGGGCUGCAGGCACCCCGAGUGACCCAGGUUGCCCAGCUGGGACAGCAGGGUGCUGGCAGGAAGAAAUUGUUGGGGUUCACCAUUAACUAUGGCCAGGACGUGACCCCCCGCCCGACCCGGUCCACCACGGCACCAGCCUGGUGUUGGCGCGGUCCGACCUGGAUGCCAGGAUGUGUGGGGGGCAUCCAGCCCCAGCGCCCCAGCGGCUUCAGCACCAACAACCACCCCACCAGGCUGGAGGACAUCGGUGGCCACCUCGUGGCGUGACCCCCCCGGGGUGACCACCGAUGCAGCAGCACCCCGGGGGUCUCAGCCCCCGGCUUCUUUGGGGGACACCCAGUCCCUGACAGAGAAAUAAAGAGUGAA
Messenger RNA from Falco peregrinus (peregrine falcon), 1224 nucleotides. RefSeq names its product stabilizer of axonemal microtubules 4 (gene SAXO4). Bases 304 to 1125 code for a protein of 273 amino acids. Gene Ontology annotation, molecular function: phosphatase binding. Lineage: Eukaryota; Metazoa; Chordata; Aves; Falconiformes; Falconidae. The transcript has 7 exons. The record is from RefSeq and is a predicted model, not a curated record.